AAGCCUAUAUAAAAACCCAAUUCCCUCCUUUCAAUUCUCAAACUUUAAACAUAACAAUACUUCCUUUGUCUAAACCCACAACCUCUCUCUCUCUCUCAGCAUGGGUUAUGUAGUUUCCAAAUCCACCGUUUGCACUCUUCUCACAUUCACAUUGCUUUCAUAUUUCACGAAAGUCUUAAGCUCUCAUCUUUCCCUCCCUCUCCCUCCAACUUUCGCAAUCAUAUUCCUCCCACUAAUUCCCAUUAUUGCCUACUUCUUGAUCCACUUCAUCUCCAACCAUUCCUCAAAUCUUCCUCCAGGUCCUCUCUCCAUCCCAAUCUUUGGCAAUUGGCUCCAAGUUGGCAAUGACUUGAACCAUCGCCUUCUGGCAUCCAUGUCACAAACCUACGGCUCCAUAUUCCUCCUCAAACUUGGCUCCAAAAACUUGGCUGUGGUAUCGGACCCCGCCCUAGCCACCCAAGUCCUCCACAACCAAGGCAUAGAGUUUGGCUCCCGCCCUCGAAACGUGGUGUUUGACAUAUUCACCGGCAAUGGACAAGACAUGGUCUUCACCAUCUACGGGGAUCACUGGCGUAAAAUGCGUCGAAUCAUGACGCUGCCAUUUUUCACUAACAAAGUUGUGCAGCAUUACAGCAACAUGUGGGAGGAGGAAAUGGACCAAGUUGUGCAUGAUCUAAACAAAGAUGAAGGAGCAAAGACAGAAGGAAUAGUAAUUAGGAAGCGUCUGCAAUUGAUGUUGUACAAUAUUAUGUAUAGGAUGAUGUUCAAUGCCAAGUUCGAAUCACAGGAGGACCCUUUGUUCAUUGAAGCUACCAGAUUUAAUUCUGAGAGAAGUCGGCUGGCUCAGAGCUUCGAGUAUAACUAUGGCGAUUUCAUUCCUUUGUUGAGACCAUUUCUAAGAGGGUACUUGAACAAGUGCAGAGACUUGCAGAGUAGGCGGCUGGCUUUUUUCAACCAUUAUUUUGUUGAGCAAAGAAGGAAAAUUAUGGCUGCCAAUGGAGAGAAGCACAAGAUAAGCUGUGCCAUCGACCACAUAAUAGAUGCUCAAAUCAAGGGGGAAAUCAGUGAAGAAAAUGUGCUCUACAUUGUGGAGAACAUUAACGUUGCGGCAAUAGAAACAACACUAUGGUCCAUGGAGUGGGCCAUAGCUGAGCUAGUCAACCAUCCAACCAUUCAACGCAAGAUCCGUGAUGAAAUCUCAAUCGUCCAUAAAGGAGCUCCAGUAACAGAAUCCAACCUGCAUGAGUUACCAUACUUACAAGCCACGGUAAAAGAGACAUUAAGAUUACAUACCCCAAUACCUUUGUUAGUACCUCAUAUGAACCUUGAAGAAGCAAAGCUAGGAGGCUACAUCAUCCCCAAAGAGUCUAAGGUCGUUGUCAAUGCAUGGUGGCUGGCCAACAACCCUGCAUGGUGGAAAGACCCCGAGGAGUUUCGACCGGAGCGGUUCUUGGACGAAGAAUGCGGUACGGAGGCCGUGGCAGGAGGGAAGGUCGAUUUUCGGUACUUGCCAUUUGGCAUGGGAAGGAGGAGCUGCCCCGGGAUCAUACUUGCAUUGCCAAUCCUAGGCCUUGUGAUUGCCAAAUUGGUGUCAAAUUUUGAGAUGAAGGCUCCUCAAGGGGUGGAGAAAAUUGAUGUGAGUGAAAAAGGAGGGCAAUUCAGCUUACACAUAGCAAACCAUUCAACUGUUGUAUUCAACCCGAUCAAGGCAUGACUUGAUAACAAAUCGGUUUAAUGAUUGAUCAUGAUUUAAUUGCUAAAGCAACAUAUAAAUGUUCUGUGCUACUAUUGGU
Prunus persica (peach) is the source of this 1793-nucleotide messenger RNA. Its product is annotated as cytochrome P450 CYP73A100. The record is from RefSeq and is a predicted model, not a curated record. The transcript is spliced from 2 exons. The coding region runs from base 101 to 1714 and encodes 537 amino acids. Gene Ontology annotation, molecular function: iron ion binding; oxidoreductase activity, acting on paired donors, with incorporation or reduction of molecular oxygen; heme binding. Lineage: Eukaryota; Viridiplantae; Streptophyta; Magnoliopsida; Rosales; Rosaceae.